Messenger RNA from Humulus lupulus (European hop), 1063 nucleotides. Its product is annotated as chloroplastic group IIB intron splicing facilitator CRS2-A, chloroplastic-like. Gene Ontology annotation, molecular function: peptidyl-tRNA hydrolase activity. The record is from RefSeq and is a predicted model, not a curated record. The transcript has 9 exons. The coding region runs from base 155 to 907 and encodes 250 amino acids. NCBI's taxonomy places the organism in Eukaryota, Viridiplantae, Streptophyta, Magnoliopsida, Rosales, Cannabaceae.
AAACAAAAUGUAUAUAUAAAUCCAGCAACUAAUCUAAUCAGUAUCUCCAAGUCAGUCGAGACAAACAGCCAUAACUGAGGCUCAAACCCAAGCUCUUAUCUAUCCAUCUCUCCCUCCUUUUCAUUUCCUUUUCUUAAAAUUCAAACACAGGUCAAUGUGGUAUGCAAUUUCCUGCCCAAAUUCUUGGUUAUCACAUCCAAGAAGCCCUCACCGCCUUCAGUUUCUUCAAAAACGUUCACAUAUGCCAGCUAAUAUUCGCAUGCGUGCUUCGUUGCCAAAUCAAUAUACUGGUGCUAAAGUGGAGUACACGCCUUGGUUGAUUGUUGGAUUGGGAAACCCAGGGAAUAAGUACUAUGGGACUAGGCACAAUGUUGGUUAUGAAAUGAUUGACACCCUUUCUAAAGCACAAGGCAUUCCCAUGAAUACAAUACAGUCAAAGGCCUUGGUUGGAAUAGGUUCUAUUGGAGAGGUACCAAUUUUGUUGGUGAAGCCACAAGGGUACAUGAAUUUUAGUGGGGAAUCGGUUGGACCACUUGCUGCACACUAUCAAGUACCUCUACGCCAUAUUUUAUUGGCUUAUGAUGAGAUGAGCUUACCAAAUGGUAUCCUCAGGGUUCAGCCAAAAGGAGGCCAUGGCCAUCACAAUGGAGUGAAAAGUGUAAUGGGUCAUUUGGAUGGUUGCCGUGAUUUUCCACGUUUAUGUAUAGGUAUUGGAAAUCCGCCAGGAAAUAUGGACAUGAAGGCUUACCUUCUACAGAAGUUCAGUACUACAGAGAGACAUCAGAUUGAUGAAGCACUCAAACAAGGGGUUGAGGCUGUGAGGUCCCUGCUGCUCAAUGGAUUUAGCAAAUCCAUCACUCGAUUUAAUCUGGGGCAGAAAUACAAGUAUCACAAAGUAGAACUUUGAACCCAGGCAGAAAUUCAAGUAUCACAUAGUAGAACUUUGAACCCAGAAAAGGAAAGAAUUUUUUUUGGAAAAAGUAUAUGAAUGACCAGGCGAUUAUGUAGAUUCUUAACAAAGUUAGAAUUUGACGAAUAUAUAUAGCCUAAAUACAUUUCUUAA